Messenger RNA from Galleria mellonella (greater wax moth), 3347 nucleotides. RefSeq names its product secretory carrier-associated membrane protein 1 (gene Scamp). Gene Ontology annotation, biological process: protein transport. The record is from RefSeq and is a predicted model, not a curated record. Gene Ontology annotation, cellular component: trans-Golgi network membrane; recycling endosome membrane. The transcript has 8 exons. NCBI's taxonomy places the organism in Eukaryota, Metazoa, Arthropoda, Insecta, Lepidoptera, Pyralidae. The coding region runs from base 160 to 1188 and encodes 342 amino acids.
UGAGUUGAGUUUUCUUUCGUCAUCAUCAACGAUCUGUCAUUCGGUCAAUUGUUAUCUUGGUUUAUAUUCCAAAAAUACAUUUUUAAACGCAAAAGUGCUUUUUCCUUUGUGUUUCUUAUAUAUCUGAAAUCAAAAAGUGGCGUGAAUAAAUCGAGACCAAUGUCGAAAUUCGAAGAUAAUCCGUUUAGUGAUCCAACCAUAGACAACCCCUUUUCUGAUCCUGCUGUGCAGCAAGUAGCAAGAAAUACUAACAAUGCUACACAAGGUCUCGAUGACUACAAUCCCUUCGAUGGCAAUCAAAAUGCAAAUCAAGCUACGGCUCCACAGCAACCCACACAGCCGGCUAUCAUGCAAGCAGUGUCACCUCCAAGCAGCCAAUAUCAAAGGCCUGCACAACCACAACAGCAAACACAAGGCGCCCCCGCUAAUUUCACAACUGCAGAUUUUCAGAGGAGACAAGAGGAAUUAGAGCGGAAAGCGGAGGAGCUUGCGCGGCGUGAAGCUGAACUCCGCGCUGGUUCCGCCGGCCGCCGCAACAACUGGCCCCCUUUGCCCGCGUUCUGCCCUGUUCAGCCUUGCUUCUACCAAGAUAUCAAUGUAGACAUACCACUGGAGUUCCAGAGGAUCGUUCGUCAUUUGUAUCACUUGUGGAUGUUCCACGCGCUCGUCCUUUCACUGAACAUUAUUGGCGCUAUGUCAAUCAUGUUCUCCGGCCAGGGGGUCACUCCCUUUGGCCUCUCCAUCCUAUAUUUCUUGCUGCUCACACCGUUCAGCUUCAUCUGCUGGUACCGGCCCAUCUACAAGGCGUUCAGAAGUGACUCGUCCUUCAAUUUCAUGGUGUUCUUCUUCAUAUUCCUGUUUCAAAUUAUCAUAACGAUUGUCCAGUCAAUUGGAUUCAGUGGUGGAGGCUUUUGUGGACUGAUUACGAGUAUUACUGCAUUUGAAAAAAAUGUAGCAGUUGGAGUGAUUACAAUGCUGGUCACCAUUGGAUUCAUCACGUGUGUUGUAAUUGACGUUAUGCUUAUGGCCAAGGUGCACCGGAUCUACCGGUCAACGGGUGCGUCGUUGGCCAAAGCACAAGCUGAGUUCACGACAGAGAUUUUGCGCAACCAGCACGUGCAGACGGCCGCCUCCAACGCGGCCGCCGCCGCUGUCAAUGCGCAGAUCGCGAAUGCCAACAGAUAUUAGGAGAUAUGAUUGGAAAGAGCAAAUGGAAAGGCCUUUCAUCAGGAAAAACAUUCAACAAUCAAGAUUAUGGUUUCUUUUUAUAAUAUAAAAUUUAUAUAUAUUUUCUUGCAAACAUGGUAUAAUGUAAAUCUACGAAUACAGGUUUUCGCCAUAUGUAUGUAAUAAAAUAAUAAUUAAAUUAUAUAGAACAGAUCAUGCAGAUUUAAAAUUGUAUUUGUAUAUUUUUAGCUUUAGCCAAAUGGACAAAACAGACAACUUAUUUGUCUGUCUGUCCCAUCAUGAAUUUGCAGAUGGUAAGAAAGUACAGGAAAAUAUAUGAUUAAAAUGGUAACUCCCACAUAUAGGUAUAGAGGAACAAGUUUAUUUUUUCUACUAAUCUUGACCAAAUUUUAUAAGCUUUUAUUGAAAACAUAAUUUCAUACAACUUCAGAAUGGAGGAGGUUCUCGAUUCAACUAUAUUUUGUGUAUUUAAUUGUGAAUUGGUUCCGAUGAUUCUUUUUUUAAUUGAAAGUGUACCUCCCAUAUUGGUCUCAUACUAGUUUUGUCAAGAUUAAAGACUGUUUUUUAUUUAUGGAACAAAAUCAUGGGUUAUUAAAAAAAACAAUUAAAAAUAUGUAUUAAUAAACGUUUUGAUUAUAUAAUUAUUUUGGACAAAUCUUAUGACAAAUAUGUAAAAUAUGCCUCAAAACCCUAUUACAACAUAUCUUUGGGUGAUUUCCUUAAACGUUGCACAGACAAAUUGUUAUUAUAUAUAUAUACUAUUGAAUUGAGAUUUUGUAUUUAGUUGCAAGUUUUAAUUUCCUAACUGAUUCAUUAUAAACGAUAUUUGAUUUUGUCCAUGCCUUAAAAUCAUUGAUGUACUAUAAAUUUGAUAAAAUAAACACAAGAAAACGCGUGUGGAACGUGUACUUGGAAUAAAUUAUACUGUAAAGAAUAAAUCAUUCCUCUAAAUGUAGCCUUUCUUUUAAAGUACAAGGUCCGUUGUACACAAACUCUGCUGGUUAAUUUUCGAAAGCGGCUUUUGGGCUCGGACUUUGCGCGUGAUUGGGAGUCUAUUAUUUAUCGUACAUCGAUGUCGAUAAUUACAUAUAAUUUAAUGAAUUUAGAUGUAAAUUAUGUUUUGUUUAAAUGUAGUAAUUUAUAAUAACGAUUAUGUAUUUAAUGUUAAACUGAUUAGUUUUACGGCCAAAAUGUCAUAUGGCUGUGUAACAUUUCUUAAUUUAACAAUAUUGGACUUAGUAUCGUUUGCGCAUUUUUUUUAUUAUAUAACUUUAAUAUUUAAAAAUAUUUCAAUUUCGCUAGUUUUAAUAAUAGUUAUUUUCUAAACUUGAGCUUAUAGACGCUUUAAAUAUGUAUAUGCUAAUUGAAGUCUGUUCUUUUUCUAUUAAAAUAAUAUCAAAAUUAAAAUUAUGAGAUGAUGUAUGACUAUUGCCACAGUGGUGAACGUAACAUUUGAUAUGUUCAUAUUUCAACGAGCAUAUUUGCUAGCAAAUUUACUAUUAAAAUAUUUGGCUAGUAUUAGCAUUGAAAUACCACUCCUAAGCAACUAAUCCGAGAUAUAAAUUUUAGUGUAAACAUUCCAAAAAAAAGGGAGGCAAUGUAAAUAUUAUAAAUCACACAUUUACAACCUUGGAAGUUAGUGGAUUUCAAUUUGUAAUUCAUAUUGAAUUUUCAUAACUAUAUAGGUGUGUUCAAUUAUAUCGUUUCAUUAUAGUACUUGGAUCACAUUAUAAACCUUGAUAAUACCAAGUGUGACUCCUCUUGCCCUGUGUGCUGAUUCAAUUUACCCCAUAAAUGCACAAGACUUCAAUUUUAGUGUUUAUAUCAUUGUAUAAAAAUAGCUUAAGACAAAUCUAUUAAGCAUAGUUAAUUAACUAGUCAUUGGACUAAACAGCUUGAGAAACGGAUCAUUGAGAAGUGCUUACAAUACGUUUUACCUUCAAAUACUACAUUUCACUACAUGACUGUCUCUUGUUAGUACACAAUAAGUAGGUAUUAUUGUAUCUGGGCCUAGUUAAUGUAAAUUAUUUACCAUACCGUCCUUACCCAGAUAAUGGUAAGCGAAGGCAUGUAGUUUAUCUAAAUGUUUACUGUUUUAUAACGAUUAAGUCAUGUUAUGAACUUAUUAUAAUUAACAAUAAAUAUAGUUUCUGACGAUA